Messenger RNA from Brassica napus (rape), 2952 nucleotides. RefSeq lists its product as uncharacterized. The transcript has 23 exons. Gene Ontology annotation, molecular function: methyltransferase activity; oxidoreductase activity. The coding region runs from base 128 to 2740 and encodes 870 amino acids. Lineage: Eukaryota; Viridiplantae; Streptophyta; Magnoliopsida; Brassicales; Brassicaceae. The record is from RefSeq and is a predicted model, not a curated record.
GACACGCCUUAAGUUUCAGGCUUAUUUCUAUAUAAGUUAGCAGAAUAUGGGCGCAUGUAUUUCAACAAGUCCCCAUCUUUAGAUCAAAUCCACUUUGUGCACACAAAAACAGGAAAAACGAAUAAAAAUGAGGGUGGCGGUGAUCGGAGGUGGGGUAAGUGGAUUGGGAAGUGCUUACGUUCUUGCAAGAGAUGACGCAGUUAAGGAGUUGGUGCUGUUCGAAAAGGAGGACUCUCUGGGAGGUCAUGCUAGAACGAUGCGUUUUGAUGGCGUUGACUUAGACCUUGGAUUCACAGUCUUCAAUAGUGUUACGCAUCCGAACAUGAUGGGAUUCUUGAAGAAUCUAGAGGUAGACAUGGAGGAUUCUGAUAUGUCUUUCUCAGUGAGCCUUGACAAUGGCCGAGGCUACGAAUGGGGAUGCCGCCACGGCCUUUCAAGCUUGUUUGCUCAGAAGAGAAACAUUCUCAAUCCGUAUUUCUGGCAGAUGAUCAGAGAAACAAAAAAGUUCAAGGAAGACGUACAAAAAUAUCUAGAAGACCUGGAGCGUAACCUUGAUGUCGACAGAACAGACACCCUAGGAGAGUUUCUCAAGUCUCAUGGGUAUUCUGACGUGUUUCAAAAGGCUUACUUGGUACCAGUAUGUGGUUUGAUAUGGUCAGGUUCAUCAGAGAGCGUUCUCAACCUUUCGGCGUACUCUGUUCUUUCGUUUUGUCGUAACCACCAUUUGCUUCAGCUCUUUGGGAGGCCAGAGGGGCUGACCGUUGCAGGACGUUCUCAGACUUUUGUGGCAAAGGUUAGGGCAGAAUUGGAGAAACGAGGAUGCAAGAUUAUAACAAAUUGCAAUGUACAAUCUGUUGCGACAUCUGAGAAUGGUUGCGUCAUAGUAACAACUGAAGAUGGAUCUCAACAAAUAUUCGAUAGCUGCAUAUUAGCUGUGCACGCACCAGAUGCUUUGAAAUUACUUGGAGAUAAAGUUACUUAUGAGGAGACUAGGGUUCUUGGUGCUUUCCAAUACACUGACAGCGAUCUUUAUCUCCACCGUGACACUGACCUGAUGCCACGGAAGACUGGUGCUUGGAGCGCUUGGAAUUUCCUAGGAAGUUCUGAAAAUAAAGCGAGCGUUACAUAUUGGCUCAAUAUAAUUCAGAAGCUUGGAGAGGAACAUGAUCCAUUCUUUAUCACUGUUAAUCCUGAAUAUACACCGAAGAAAACAUUGUUCAAAUGGACCACUAGUCAUCCUGUGCCCUCCGUUUCCACUUGGAAAGCUUCACAAGAGCUAUACCAGAUUCAAGGGAAGCGUGGUAUAUGGUUCUGUGGUGCAUAUCAAGGUUAUGGUUUCCAUGAAGAAGGACUAAAGGCUGGCAUGGCGGCUUCACAAUGUCUGCUAGGAAAAGAUAUGGUUACAACUUUUACCAACCCGAAACAUAUGGUCCCAUCUGUAACCGAGAAAGGGGCUCGGUUUUUCUUUACUAAAUUCUUGAGAAAUUUCAUAUCAACCGGUUGUAUAACAAUACAUGAAGAAGGAGGUACAGUGUUCACUUUUGAAGGAAAGGAUUCAAGCUGUCACUUGAAAUCUAUCCUUGAAGUCCACAGUCCUCAGUUUUACUGGAAGGUUAUGACACAGGCAGAUUUAGGCCUUGCUGAUGCUUAUAUCAAUGGAGAUUUUUCAUUUUCUGAUAAGGAAAGAGGACUUUUGGAUCUGAUCAUGAUUCUUAUUGCAAACAAAGAAUUGAACUCAAAAAACUCAAAACUUGCUAAGAAAAGGGGAUGGUGGACACCGAUGUUCCUGACUGCCAGUUUAGCAUCUGCAAAUAAUUUUCUAAAGCAUUUUUCUAGGCAGAACACAUUAACCCAAGCUCGAAGGAACAUUUCUCGUCACUAUGACCUUAGUAAUGAGCUUUUUGCUUUGUUCCUGGAUGAUACCAUGACUUAUUCCUCUGCAGUAUUCAAGUCGGUUGAUGAAGAUCUGAGAACUGCACAAAUGAGAAAAAUAUAUCUUCUAAUUGAUAAGGCAAGGAUUGAGAAGAAUCAUGAGGUUUUAGAAAUCGGAUGCGGGUGGGGAACUUUAGCCAUAGAAGUUGUGAAAAGAACUGGAUGCAAAUACACUGGCAUCACACUUUCUAUUGAACAACUUAAGUAUGCAGAAGAAAAAGUGAAAGAAGCUGGACUUGAGGAUCGGAUUAAGUUUAAGCUCUGCGAUUAUCGCCAACUAUCUGAUGCUCACAAAUAUGACAGGAUUAUAUCUUGUGAGAUGCUAGAAGCUGUUGGCCAUGAAUUCAUGGAGACGUUUUUUAGACAUUGUGAAGCUGCACUUGCAGAAGAUGGCAUUUUUGUAUUGCAGUUCAUUUCAAUACCUGAGGAGCGUUAUGAUGAGUACAGACUAAGUUCAGAUUUCAUAAAAGAAUACAUAUUCCCUGGUGGAUGCCUUCCUUCUUUAGCCAGAGUUACUUCAGCCAUGGCAUCUUCUUCUAGACUAUGCAUUGAAAACGUUGAGAACAUUGGGAUUCAUUACUACCAAACAUUGAGAUUGUGGAGGAAGACCUUCUUGGAGAGACAGAAACAAAUAAAUGAUCUUGGAUUCGACGAUAAAUUCAUCAGAACAUGGGAAUAUUAUUUUGACUACUGUGCAGCUGGUUUCAAGACUCUUACCCUUGGAAACUAUCAGGUAGUGUUCUCACGUCCUGGGAAUGUGGCUGCACUUGGGGAUCCAUUUCGCAGCUUCCCUUCUGCUCAAGUAUAAUCAAGAAUAUAUGCAUCUUUUUCAAACUUGCUUAAAGUAUUAUUGCUCUCUCAUUUCUUGUGUUGUUUUCCAUAAAAGAUUCAUAGUUUGGGUGUGAAAGUACAUAUGUAAACUUGUAAGAAUAUAUGCUUCCAUAAUUCUGUGCCAACAAUAUUGUACUGUCCAGACCAUAUAUCAAUUUAUUCUACAAUAAAAGUUCAUAACCGCCUCAA